AUGGCCCGUGUCGUCCCCUAUGCAGCGAUCCAAUUUUGCGCUCAUGAACAAUGGAAAGAACUACUCCAAGUUGACAAGAAUGGUGUUCGAACGCCCGGUUGGCGAUACAUAGCCGGCUCGCUGGCAGCAAUGACGGCAACGAUGAUCACAUACCCGUUGGACACCGCCAAAGCAAGACUCUCAACGUCAAAUCGAAUCGAGUACCCAACUCUCGUCUCGGUUUUCAAAAAAACGUAUCAAGCGGAGGGGAUAACUUCGUUGUACAGGGGUAUGUGGCCAACACUGUUGGGUGUGAUACCCUACGCCGGGACGUCUUUCUUCACCUAUGAAAGCUUCAAACUUGCCUAUGAAGAAGAAACGGGGCAUACAGUAACUCCAUUAUGGCGACUUUUCUUUGGCGCGGUGGCUGGACUAAUUGGUCAAUCUUCAUCUUAUCCAUUGGAUAUCGUGAGACGGCGAAUGCAAACCGGUCGAGUACCUGAAAAUUGGGGUGUACUACAAACUCUGGCUACAAUUCUCAAAAACGAGGGUCUUGUGCGGGGACUUUAUAAGGGUCUUUCGAUGAACUGGAUCAAGGGCCCAAUAGCCGUCGGCGUCUCGUUCACUACUUACGACUUUCUAUUCGCUAAGCUCAAAACGAUUCAUUUGUCAAGUAAGGGCACAAAAAAGUAUACGCCGAUCACAAAGCAAAGUCAACGAAUCGUGCCGAUACCUAUGACUGAGGUGAUCGAACCGCGUAGGCAGAAGCUCGUCUCGCCUGACUUUGACGCACUCUUCACGCCACCAUUAAAGAAAUUAAAUGAGCUCUUUGCGAAGAAUGGAUACGAAUUAAGAAUUGCUGGCGGUGCAGUUCGUGACCUGUUAAUGGGAAUUUGGCCGGCGGAUGUCGACUUUGCAACAACCGCCACGCCUACCAUGAUGAAAGAUCUCUUUGAGAGAGAACAGAUUCGAAUGCUUCACAAGAAAGGUGAGGAUCAUGGAACGAUCACUUGUCGAAUUGAUGACAAAGAGAACUUUGAAAUCACGACAGUUGACAAAGUUUGCGACGGCCGUCGAGCAGAGGUAGAGUAUACAACUGAAUGGCAACUAGACGCAAAUCGACGGGAUCUUACUAUCAACUCACUGUUCUUGGACCUUGAUGGUACGAUUAUUGAUUAUUUUGGUGGUAUCGAAGACGUGCAUAAUCGGAGAGUUCGCUUUGUUGGUGAUGCAGAGCAACGUAUUCAAGAAGAUUAUUUGCGGAUACUUCGUUACUUCCGAUUCUUCGGACGAAUUGCUACAGAAGAUGGACAUGACCCGGUAACUAUUGAUGCGAUUGUCAGGAAUCGAGAUGGGCUUUUAGGAAUAAGUGCUGAGCGAAUUUGGACCGAAUUCAAGAGGAUUGUUGUUGGUCGAAUGGCACCUGAUGUUGUUGAUUGUAUGCUUGCUCGUUGUGAGCUUCAUAGACAUUUGGGCCUACCAGAAAAUGUGAAUUUGGAAAGAUUUCGACGAGUUUAUGAAAAAUAUUCAUCUAAAGUCGAGUCGAUGACAAUGGUUGGAUCUCUAUGCAACGAUGUCAAGGAGAUUGCGACUUUUCAUGCGAGAACAAAGCUUUCAAACGUCGAGCGUGAACUUGGCGAGCUUGUCGUGCGAGAACGUGAGAAAGCUGAAAAAGCGGGAGUGUCGCUCGAUUGGUGGAAAGCGCUUCUCGUUGACUUAAACGUUCGACCUGGACACGAGGAACACAAAUCGGGUACGGGUGUCACUCGGGUGUUGCAGCUUGGCAUGAGCGUGUGCAUGGAGGAGAAAUUGUUGAACGAACUACAAGCCUGGUCAAUUCCUGUGUUCCCGAUUAAGGGUUUGGAUUUGAUCGAACAUGGAGUGGCUGCCGGGCCGAAAAUGCGGGUCACAGUAAAUUACCUAUUCGAUUUAUGGCUUAAGUCGAAGUAUACAUUGACAAAAGAUGAGCUUUUGACGCAUACGCGAGAUGCCGAAAUUCCCGAUGUACCAGAACAGUUCAAACCAAACCACCAAAUGGCCAACGAGAUCGAUCAUCUGAUUCAAAAAGAUGACAUCAUUUGGGCCCCGUAUCGGAAAGGACCACUCUGGCCGUCAAAGGUGACCGCCGUUUACAGCAAAAAGGUCAGCUUCAACUUUUUCCCGCUUCCCGAGAACCCUAAACGAAUGGCCGUCUUCAGUGCGAAGCCGACGGCGGUUUUCGCGCUCGGCAUCACUGAUCACUUGCGCACCGAUGCGAGCGAGGAUUUGCGCGUCGCUUUGGCCCACGCGAUCAUGCAUUUGAAAGGGCAGGGGAGAAAAGUGGGUGCCAAAGCCGCUCGUUACACAGAACAUGGAGUCGAACAAUUGCAUGAGGAGGAUGUGGAAUAUGAGGAAUUCGAGAAAAUCAUUGAAAAAGCACAGCAACAAGUCAUCAAGAAGAAAGGAAAGAAACGGGAACGAUCUCCAUCGGAAGAGCAGGAUUUCGACGAGAAAGAGGAAUCCCCGUCAACACAUGAGGAAAACGAACAAGCCAAGCCAUCAGUUGAAACGAAUGGGAAUCGAGGGAAACGAUUGAGAAGAGGACAAGGAAUCGACGAGGAAAAACGGGAAAAAGAGAUGACACCGAAAAGGGGAAAGGUCGCGCCGAUGAAAGAGACACAAGAGGUACACGAUUCAAAGAAAGAUGAGAAAAGCAGCGGUGAUCCGUCGCCUAGCUCGGGUAGUGGUGAUAAGGAAGAGAUUCAACAGAGGGCACCAAAGAAACGCGGAAAGACAACGACAAAUGGUGUGCCGAAGAUUCCGAGUGAUGAAAUUUACGAGAUUGCAACAAGGGAUCACAAAAAGAUCAUCACCGAUUUGAUUAACAACCCUUCAAAACAAAUGCUCGACUAUGUGAUUCCGCCAAGAAAUUCGAUCAAGAUUCAGUUCAAAACCGGAAAUUUCAUCACUGAUUUCCAAGCCGAUCACCUAUUCGAUGCUGUGAUGCGUCACUACAUGACCGUUCACAAGACAGCGCAAAUCUUGCCCGCAGUUCACUAUGUGGCCAAUUUGCUUAUUGAACCGCUCAUCAAAUACGCAGUUUUACAGACAGGAAAGUUCACCAGCGACGAGGUGGAGGCGAAAUUCGUCGACAAUCACACGGAAACGAAUGGAGAUGCGGUGAAACAAGAGAAAAGACAGCGAAUGAGUCACCCAUUGGAGGAUCUCGUGCGGGUCGCCUGUCAAGAACUCGACAAAAUCAAUGGCACGGCU
Mesorhabditis belari is the source of this 3231-nucleotide messenger RNA. NCBI's taxonomy places the organism in Eukaryota, Metazoa, Nematoda, Chromadorea, Rhabditida, Rhabditidae. The record is from the annotation of a GenBank genome assembly.